Oppiella nova is the source of this 907-nucleotide messenger RNA. NCBI's taxonomy places the organism in Eukaryota, Metazoa, Arthropoda, Arachnida, Sarcoptiformes, Oppiidae. The record is from the annotation of a GenBank genome assembly.
CAAAUAUUUGUCUCUUUUGUUUUCAGUUCCUCUCAAUUAAUGGUAUAAAUUGUUUCCAACAAAUCAUUUAUUAAACAUUCAAUUGCGAGACAUUUGGGCGAAACUUCAUUCAUUCAGAGUGUAAUCCUAUUCAUUAGUAACAAUAAUAAUACAAAUUUGCUCAACAAUUAUGAAGUUUAGAUCGAUAGUCAGUUUUAGCCAUAAUUCGCGAACAAACGCUAUUUUUUGUCUCAUUUUUAUGAUUAUUUCUUCAUUACAAUCAUUGGUUUGGAGCGUUAGAAUACAUCCCCAGGAGAAGGUUAAGGCCAUUUGGAACCGACAGAUACUGUUUGUCAUAUGUCUGAAGGAUCCCAAUCAAAAUGAGGGAGUACUUAAUUGGUAUCACGUGGGCAGAUAUGAACCAAUUGACGACAACAGUGAGGCCCCUGUAUACCAGCAACAUGGAGCUGAUUCGGCCAAACUGUUCCUGGUCAAUGUUCCCAAACGAUAUUCGGGAUUCUAUGAGUGCAGACAAACUAAGAAUAGUAAAGUGAUUUCUUCGGACAAAUUUGAGCUAAAAGUUUACAAUUCUAUUGAAACGGAAGGAAACAAAGAUAGUUAUGUGGGCACAGAAGGGGAUGCCUUCACAAUGUUAUGCUUCUCUAAGUUUGAUUCUGACCGCGAUGCCACUGAAGCACAGGUCUCAUGGAUUCACAACAAUAUUCGCAUUGUAGACGACGACAAGCACUUUACGGUUAGAUCUCGAGUGGAACAGUCUGUCACUCAGAAGACAAUCAGAAGUACACUCGGCUUCAAAAGAUUGAUCAAAGAGAAUGAAGGCGUCUAUACGUGUGAAUCGGUUUACGCCAACCCUUUCCUCACAGACAUGAAGAGUAUAGACAUUAAUCUCAGAGUUCAAUGUAAGCCU